AAAGGCAUAUAUAGAUCAACUGGAUGACUGAAUUUCUUAUUGAUUUAUUAGAUUAUUCAAGUGUCUCAUCAGUGUAUUAGGACUUUAUUUGCAUUACCAGAAAAAGCAACUAAUGUUUCAGCAUCAAAAAUCUUGGGACGUGAAUUUACGAAUGCGAUGGUCCCCGUUCUUAUCACUCGAAUUUUAUCAUGGACAACCAACAAUACCACACCAUCUGAUUUAUCUAUGGAAAGUUUAUCAGAAGAUAUCAAAAUAUUGAUUAUGCUUCCAAGCUCGGCACCUGACAAACAAAAAUCACAAUUACUUCAAAUCAUAUUAGCUACAUUGACGGCACUAUUAGAUGCUCCACCAUUUGAUUCAGGUGUAUCGACAGUCCAUUCAACGGUGAUCCCUCACAUCUUAUCCAUAGCCACAUCUUCACCUCAAGCCUUCCGUGAUGCAGUGAUGUUACUACCGGGAAAUAUACGUAGCCAAUUGGAAGCCAGUGUUCGAAAUAUGGUAUCAAGUCAACAACAACAGAAUGAAAAGCGACAAAAAGAAAUUGAACAAAGGGCAUCAAGGACAGAUGAUGGCAAGCAACCCACCAUUCAGCUCAAGAUGGACUUUAACAACUUUUCCUAGUGUAGCUCUCUCUUUUUUUUUUUUUUUAAUUUUGUAUUUUAUAUCCCUUUACAUCAACUUCCUAUUUGUAUUUAUCGUUUAUUCCUAUCUUUUCUUUAUUUUUCACUACUACCUUCUAUGAUGACAGAAUAAUAAAAAUCACCUUUUUUUGAC
Messenger RNA from Halteromyces radiatus, 774 nucleotides. RefSeq lists its product as uncharacterized. NCBI's taxonomy places the organism in Eukaryota, Fungi, Mucoromycota, Mucoromycetes, Mucorales, Cunninghamellaceae. Bases 157 to 621 code for a protein of 154 amino acids. The transcript is spliced from 2 exons. Gene Ontology annotation, biological process: intracellular protein localization; retrograde transport, endosome to Golgi; endocytosis. The record is from RefSeq and is a predicted model, not a curated record. Gene Ontology annotation, cellular component: membrane; endocytic vesicle; Golgi apparatus.